Molecule: messenger RNA, 2273 nt
Organism: Odocoileus virginianus texanus
Lineage: Eukaryota; Metazoa; Chordata; Mammalia; Artiodactyla; Cervidae
Gene: NXF1
Product: nuclear RNA export factor 1
Biological process (GO): poly(A)+ mRNA export from nucleus
Cellular component (GO): cytoplasm; nucleus
Molecular function (GO): RNA binding; protein binding
Source: RefSeq, a predicted model, not a curated record
CGACGCGGUCUCCUUAUAAAUGCGGUGGUAGCCGGCGUAGGAGCACUUCGGCCUGGAGCGCCUUGGCAUUCGUACGUUUGGCUAGGUAGCGGCCCGCGACGCAGCCCGCCCCUGCCUCUAGCUGUGCCAUGGCGGACGAGGGGAAGUCAUACAACGAGCACGAUGAUCGAGUUAGUUUCCCUCAAAGAAGAAAGAAAGGCCGGGGCCCUUUCCGUUGGAAGUCUGGCGAGGGGAACCGGAGGUCUGGAAGAGGGGGCUCCAGCGUUCGGUCAUCUCGCCUGGAGGACGACGACAGAGAUGUGGCGAUGAGCGAUGUCCAGGAUGCUCCCCGAGUACGAUACACCCCCUAUGCUGCACGACCCAACCGUCGGGGUGAUAACUGGAACGAGCGCACUCGAAUUCAUGUUACUCUGCCCCUGCGGAGAGAUCGGACUGCUGCAGAGAGGGGAGGGGCUGGCACCAGCCAGGAUGGGACGUCCAAGAACUGGUUUAAGAUUACAAUCCCUUACGGCAGGAAAUAUGACAAGUCAUGGCUCCUGAGUGUGAUUCAGAGCAAGUGCAGUGUCCCUUUUACUCCCAUUGAGUUUCACUAUGAAAACACACGGGCCCAGUUUUUUGUGGAGGACGCCAGUACUGCCUCUGCACUGAAGGCUGUUAACUAUAAGAUUUUGGAUCGGGAGAACCGCAGGAUAUCUAUCAUCAUCAACUCCUCUUCUCCACCCCAUUCUGUGCAAAAUGAACUGAAGCCAGAACAAGUAGAGCAGCUAAAGCUGAUCAUGAGCAAACGAUAUGAUGGCUCCCAGCAAGCACUUGACCUCAAGGGCCUCCGUUCAGACCCAGAUUUAGUGGCCCAGAACAUUGAUGUUGUCCUGAACCGAAGAAGCUGCAUGGCAGCCACCCUGCGAAUCAUCGAGGAGAACAUCCCUGAGCUAUUGUCCUUGAACUUGAGCAACAACAAGCUCUACCGGCUGGAUGACUUGUCCAGCAUUGUGCAGAAAGCACCCAAUCUAAAGACCCUAAAUCUCUCUGGAAAUGAGCUGAAGUCUGAGCGGGAGUUGGACAAGAUCAAAGGGCUGAAGCUGGAAGAGCUCUGGCUUGACGGAAACACCCUGUGUGACACCUUCCGAGACCAGUCCACCUACAUCAGCGCCGUUCGAGAGCGAUUUCCGAAACUACUACGACUGGAUGGCCAUGAGUUACCCCCACCAAUUGCCUUUGAUGUUGAAGCCCCCACGACGUUACCACCUUGCAAGGGAAGCUACUUUGGAACAGAGACCCUGAAGAAUCUGGUCCUGCACUUCUUGCAGCAGUACUACGCGGUGUAUGACUCGGGAGACCGACAGCGGCUCCUGGACGCCUACCAUGACGGAGCCUGCUGCUCCCUGAGCAUUCCUUUCACCCCCCAGAACCCUGCCCGAAGCAACUUGGCUGAGUACUUCAAGGACAGCAGGAAUGUAAAGAAGCUUAAAGACCCUACCCUGCGGUUCCGACUGCUGAAGCACACACGUCUCAACGUGGUGGCCUUCCUCAACGAGUUGCCCAAAACUCAGCAUGACAUCAAUUCCUUCGUGGUAGACAUAAGUGCGCAGACAAGCACAUUGCUGUGUUUCUCUGUCAAUGGAGUCUUCAAAGAAGUGGAUGGAAAGUCUCGGGACUCCUUGCGAGCCUUUACCCGAACGUUCGUUGCUGUUCCUGCCAGCAAUUCAGGGUUGUGCAUUGUCAACGAUGAGCUGUUUGUGCGGAAUGCCAGUGCUGAUGAGGUCCAGAGAGCCUUUGCCAUGCCUGCACCCACACCUUCCUCCAGCCCCGUGCCCACCCUCUCCCCAGAGCAGCAGGAAAUGCUGCAGGCAUUCUCGACCCAGUCUGGCAUGAACCUUGAGUGGUCUCAGAAGUGCCUUCAGGACAACAACUGGGACUACACCAGAUCUGCCCAGGCCUUUACUCAUCUCAAGGCCAAGGGCGAGAUCCCAGAAGUGGCAUUCAUGAAAUGAUCCAUAGUCGUGCCCCAGAAGAACCCUGUAAAUAGUCCCCAGACGUACUGAUGUCUCCUCUCCGGCCCGAGGCCGCCCUGUGACUGUGACCGAGGAGGGAGGGCUGCUGGAUCCUUCUCCUCACCUGCCUUCUGGAAGCCUCCAGAAGAUUGAGCCUCCCUGGUGCCAGGAAGCCAAAGCUUACUUUGUAGAACUGACACUAAAAUACCCUAAUGACUUAGGUGCUUUGUGUACUUAACCCCAGGAUCCUCCCUACUUUUUAAGAUAAAGAAUGGUAUUGUA